Molecule: messenger RNA, 783 nt
Organism: Blastocystis hominis
Lineage: Eukaryota; Bigyra; Opalinata; Blastocystidae
Exons: 4
Coding region: 1-783 (260 amino acids)
Source: RefSeq, a predicted model, not a curated record
AUGAGCGAGCCAGGAACGAAGCGCAAGGUGCCUAUUAAGACAGAUUGUCAGUACCUUAUCCGCGCUAAACUCUAUGGGGUGAUAGCCCUGAAUUCGCUUGAAGGUAUGAUGCGUGAGUUGGAUGCGCUCAUUCCUGUGGACAUCGAAAAAGACAACGUAGAUGUAUUUGCCGACGAAUUACGGCGCUACCAGGGAGGAGUGCUGCAUCCCACAAGUCAUGGAGACUACUUGGAUCGUGCAAUGAGCAGUUUAUCUAGAGAAAUCGAAGUUCAAGUGCCUGUUGAGCUAAGUAACAGCAACACCGUCAAAGCUUUCGUAACAAAUAUAAUUCAGAGUUCUUCGGGAGAAGAACGCCAUCAGUACAUCGACCUUUUACAACAGCCAAUAGAGAUGAUUACGAAAUCACACCGCUUCGAUCUGCUUGUGAACCAAGUUUGCAUCUUCUUUUACAAGAAGCCCUCGGCCAGCUUGUCGGAAGACACUGUGAACUUUAUUCGCCGCUCAAUCCACGAGCUUUUCCGCUCAAAAUCGAAAGAGCAGCUGCACACUCAGCUAGUCUCGUCGCAAUCCAUCUCGGCGCGCAAUAUCGAUAAUAUCAUCCCUCCCUACGAAUACAUUGAUAAUGGGCAGUUCAUUAAUGCGUCGCUGGGGGAGAACGAGCGUCUGAUGACUAAUGAUAUGCUGCAGGGUUUAAGACAGACGACAGACAAGGACAUUGAGAUCAUGGGCCAGGCGGGAUCGAUGAAGCAUACAGAUAAUAUUACAAUUUCGAUUGUUUGUUGA